UGGGCGGUCAAGUUUGGCUCCUGCACUUGCGGCUUCGCGUGCUGCGUCUGGGGAGGCGAAGGGGGACCGUCCCCUCCCGAGUUGGGCUCGGACCCCGGCCCUCAGAGUCACUGCAGACCUCUGGGGGUGACUUCAUCACCCCCUUUCCUGGACCCCGUGCGUCCGGGGCGCACCGGAGCCGGGCAGCGAGCCACGCCAUGCUGGAGGGCGACAUCGGCCUCGAGGGGCUGCCCCCCAAGGAAGCCCCCGCAGCUGAGGCCGCCGGGGCCGUGGAUGGGGAGGGCGCGCCGCCCGGCGGUCCUGGCGCACAGGCGGCCGCGAUGAGGGUCAACGAGAAGUACUCGACGCUCCCGGCCGCGGAGCGCAGCGUCCACAUCAUCAACAUCUGCGCCAUCGAGGACAUCGGCUACCUGCCGUCCGAGGGCGCGCUGCUGAAUUCCUUGUCCGUGGACCCCGACGCCGAGUGCAAGUAUGGCCUGUACUUCCGGGACGGCAAGCGCAAGGUGGAUUACGUCCUGGUGUACCAUCACAAGAGGGCCUCGGGCAGCAGGACCCUGGCCAGGCGGGUCCAGCACAGCGACGCCGGCCUGGCCGCCCGCAGUGCCCGGCAGGACCAGCCCCUGCCCGGGAAGGCGGGCCCCGUGGGUGCGGGCGAGCCUGAGGCCCCGCUGGACUACCACGAGGAUGACAAGCGCUUCCGCCGGGAGGAGUACGAGGGCAACCUGAUGGAGGCCGGCCUGGAGCUGGAGCGGGACGAGGACACGAAAAUUCACGGGGUUGGAUUUGUAAAAAUCCAUGCACCCUGGAACGUGCUGUGCAGAGAGGCUGAGUUUUUGAAACUGAAGAUGCCGACGAAGAAGCUGUAUCACAUUAAUGAGACCCGUGGCCUCCUGAAAAAGAUCAACUCUGUGCUCCAGAAGAUGACGGACCCCAUCCAGCCCAAGGUGGCGGAGCACAGACCCCAGACCACAAAGAGGCUCUCCUAUCCCUUCUCCCGGGAGAAGAAGCACCUAUUUGACCUGUCUGACAAGGAUUCCUUUUUCGACAGCAAAACCCGGAGCACGAUAGUCUACGAAAUCCUGAAGAGAACAACGUGUACCAAAGCCAAGUACAGCAUGGGCAUCACGAGCCUGCUGGCCAAUGGCGUUUACUCGGCAGCCUACCCACUGCACGAUGGAGACUAUGAAGGGGAGAACGUGGAGUUCAACGACAGGAAGCUCCUGUACGAAGAGUGGGCGAGUUACGGGGUCUUCUACAAGUACCAGCCCAUCGACCUGGUCAGGAAGUAUUUUGGGGAGAAGAUUGGCCUGUACUUCGCCUGGCUGGGCGUCUACACCCAGAUGCUCAUCCCCGCCUCCGUGGUCGGGAUCAUCGUUUUCCUCUACGGAUGGGCCACCGUCGACGAGAACAUCCCCAGCAUGGAGAUGUGUGACCAGAGACACAACAUCACCAUGUGCCCGCUGUGUGACAAGACCUGCAGCUACUGGAAGAUGAGCUCUGCGUGCGCCACGGCCCGCGCCAGCCACCUCUUCGACAACCCCGCCACUGUGUUCUUCUCCAUCUUCAUGGCCCUCUGGGCCGCCACCUUCAUGGAGCACUGGAAGCGGAAACAGAUGCGGCUCAAUUACCGCUGGGACCUCACAGGCUUCGAGGAGGAGGAGGAGGCUGUCAAGGACCAUCCCAGAGCCGAAUAUGAGGCCAGAGUUUUGGAGAAGUCUCUUAGGAAAGAAUCCAAAAGCAAAGAGAAGCGCCGGCACCUUCCAGAGGAGCCAGCAAACAAAUGGAGGCAGAGGGUUAAGACAGCCAUGGCGGGGGUGAAACUGACAGACAAGGUGAAGCUGACCUGGAAAGACCGGUUCCCAGCCUACUUCACCAAUUUGGUCUCCAUCAUCUUCAUGAUCGCAGUGACCUUCGCCAUCGUCCUCGGGGUCAUCAUCUACAGAAUCUCUACGGCCGCCGCCUUAGCCAUGAACUCCUCCCCCUCCGUGCGGUCCAACAUCCGGGUCACUGUCACGGCCACGGCGGUCAUCAUCAACUUGGUGGUCAUCAUCCUCCUGGACGAGGUGUACGGCUGCAUAGCCAGGUGGCUCACCAAGAUCGAGGUUCCAAAGACGGAGAAGAGCUUCGAGGAGAGGCUGAUCUUCAAGGCUUUCCUGCUGAAGUUCGUGAAUUCCUACACCCCCAUCUUUUACGUGGCGUUCUUCAAAGGCCGGUUUGUCGGACGCCCAGGCGACUACGUGUACAUUUUCCGUUCUUUCCGGAUGGAAGAGUGUGCCCCGGGGGGCUGCCUGAUGGAGCUGUGUAUCCAGCUGAGCAUCAUCAUGCUGGGGAAGCAGCUGAUCCAGAACAACCUGUUUGAGAUCGGCAUCCCGAAAAUGAAGAAGUUCAUCCGUUAUCUGAGGCUGAAGCACCAGAGCCCCUCUGACCACGACGAGUACGUAAAGAAGAAGCAGCGGUACGAGGUGGAUUACACGCUGGAACCCUUCGCGGGCCUCACUCCGGAGUACAUGGAGAUGAUCAUCCAGUUCGGCUUUGUCACCCUGUUCGUUGCGUCCUUCCCGCUGGCGCCGCUCUUUGCGUUGCUGAACAACAUCAUUGAGAUACGCCUGGACGCCAAGAAGUUCAUCACCGAGCUCCGAAGACCCGUGGCCGUCAGAGCCAAGGACAUCGGAAUCUGGUACGAUAUCCUCAGAGGCAUCGGGAAGCUUGCCGUCAUAAUCAACGCGUUCGUGAUCUCCUUCACGUCGGACUUCAUCCCUCGCCUGGUGUACCUCUACAUGUACAGUGAGAACAGGACCAUGCACGGCUUCGUCAACCACACCCUCUCCUCCUUCAAUGUCAGCGACUUCCAGAAUGGCACGGCCCCCAACGACCCCCUAGACCUGGGCUACGAAGUGCAGAUCUGCAGGUACAAAGACUACCGGGAGCCACCAUGGUCGGAACACAAGUACGACGUCUCCAAGGACUUCUGGGCCGUCCUGGCCGCCCGGCUGGCCUUUGUCAUCGUCUUCCAGAACCUGGUCAUGUUCAUGAGCGACUUUGUGGACUGGGUCAUCCCUGACAUCCCCAAGGACAUCAGCCAGCAGAUGCACAAGGAGAAGGUGCUCAUGGUGGAGCUGUUCAUGAGGGAGGAGCAGGGCAAACAGCAGCUGCUGGACACGUGGAUGGAGAAGGACCGGAAGAAGGCGGAGCCCUUCAACAACCACAGCCCCACCCCUCCUGCCCCUCCGGACAGCCCCGACUUCCCCGGGGGCGCCCCGUAGCUGCCGGGCAUCCCCAUCGACGACGCGCGCCCUCUCCCGGGGCAGGCGACUUCUCACAGCCCCCUGGCCCAGUGGCUCCUGGGUUUGUGGCAGGCCUGGAAGACCACUUUCUUCUGAUAGGACAACAUUUCCCCAUCUUUUUCUGUUUGUUUUUUUCUUGUUUUUGCACAAAACCUUUAGGCAGGGAAUUCUGUUAUCUUUAGGAUUCAAGGUUAAUCAGAAUGAUUGCUGGGGACAGGGUGAUACACAGCGGAUGCAGGCGCGUUGCGGAAGCGAUGCUUGGAGCCUGGGGUCUCCUUGGCCGUUAGCGGUGAGAAGCAGCUCCCAGAAGACAUCUUCUUUAAUCCUCCUGAUGCCUUAAGAGAGAGGCGAGGUGGUAUUCCAAGGCAUUAGACAAAAGCUGGUGCGAGAUUUGAGGGCAAACAGAGAAGUGGAUAAGGAAUAAACGAUGCUGACAUCAGUUCCAAAAGACAUCACCUGUCUCUAGGUUGGAAAAGUGAAAUUUUUCAUCACCUUUUCCUUCCCUGGAUUCAGAAACCGAGACACUCUUCAGAAAGAGAGGUGCCCUGGCUCUGUCCACUCAGAGGGCCAGGAAGCUCUGAAUUUACUCUUGGAGAACUAGCGGGGUGCAGGUGUCCUGAAUGAGCAGUGACCGGCACUUCUGGGGUCCCCACCAGCAGCCACGUGCCUCCCCCACCUCAGGGUGACAGAAAAACGGGCGGUGAGGGAUUAUGACCUCCGAGGCAUUUCUGCAGACGGCUUCAGAGUUGCAAGAAGUCUUAAGGCUUCUGGGGGGUACUUUUGCAGCUUCAGAAUAUUUAUUGGGCUUUUUUAAAAAUCAAUUCUACAGUGGAUGUAAGGGUUUUUUCUCUGUAGCUCAAAGGCGGUAGGCUUUUAUUUUAUUAGCUAACCAAAUAUCACUGAGAGGAAUUUAAAAUACUGUUAAUACCAAAGAUUUUUAUUAAUAAAGGCUUCUAUUUUGGUAACACUUCUCUAUAUUUUUACUUACAGGAAUGUUACUGUUGGACUAUUAUCAUUUUAAAAGCUUGUGAAAACAAAUCUCAUAGCCGAUAAGAAUGAUCUCAAUUUGCAGCCAUUAUACUAACCAAUGAUCUGAAAUUUCUCAAGCACCCAGAGAAACAUAAAAGAAAUGUUUCACCAAAGGGAGGGACGAAAAGAUAAACGUGUCUGUCUUGAACGUGUGGUCAGUGAGACGCUGACAUUCCUGUGAGCUGUCAACUAGGGGGGAAGUCCGCAGGCGUAGCAGAUUUUUGUUAUUUGCUAAAGUCAUGCAAUCUGAUGCUUCUACUUUCUCUUGUACAGUAAGUGGUUUGAAAUGGGGUUUUUUGUAUAUAAACAUUGUAUUAAA
Delphinapterus leucas (beluga whale) is the source of this 4632-nucleotide messenger RNA. RefSeq names its product anoctamin 1 (gene ANO1). Gene Ontology annotation, molecular function: protein dimerization activity; intracellularly calcium-gated chloride channel activity. The record is from RefSeq and is a predicted model, not a curated record. NCBI's taxonomy places the organism in Eukaryota, Metazoa, Chordata, Mammalia, Artiodactyla, Monodontidae. Gene Ontology annotation, biological process: chloride transmembrane transport. Gene Ontology annotation, cellular component: plasma membrane.